Cryptotermes secundus is the source of this 8763-nucleotide messenger RNA. RefSeq names its product neurogenic locus Notch protein (gene N). Lineage: Eukaryota; Metazoa; Arthropoda; Insecta; Blattodea; Kalotermitidae. The record is from RefSeq and is a predicted model, not a curated record. The transcript has 23 exons. Gene Ontology annotation, biological process: establishment or maintenance of epithelial cell apical/basal polarity; cell differentiation; multicellular organism development. Bases 157 to 7785 code for a protein of 2542 amino acids. Gene Ontology annotation, cellular component: plasma membrane; protein-containing complex. Gene Ontology annotation, molecular function: protein binding; calcium ion binding.
UUUCAGUGACUGCAGCGAACAAUGGGAAGUUAGAGUAUUUCGUGGCUCGGUGAAGGAAUGAUGUUUGAAAUUAACGUUGACGUAGAAGUGCGUGUAAAAUGCGUGUGAAAGCGUAAAUGAGUGUUGGACCAAUGUGUAACAAGUCGAUCGCUUAAUAUGUGGCGACAGGAUUAUAGUUUUGUGUUUGUGAUCUUGGUAACUUGUUGGAUUCACUCCGUAACAGGCUUUGUGUCGUGCUCUCCCAGUCCGUGCAAGAAUGGCGGAACGUGCGUGUCUUCACCACGAGGGGAGUCCUACUGCAACUGCACAGCAAUGCAUGUGGGGGAGUACUGCCAGUACAUGAACCCCUGCCACACAGGACCUGGUCCCCGAUGUCAGAAUGGAGGUUCCUGCAAUGUGCGGUCAUCACCCACAUCCAGCCCCACCUUCGGCUGCAUCUGCCCGAUCGGCUACUCGGCCUCCCUGUGCGAGAUCCCGGUGGCUAACUCGUGCGACUCAGACCCCUGUCUCAAUGGGGGUACAUGCACCCUGAGGAGUUUGGACAGCUAUUCCUGUACUUGUGCGCCUGGCUACACGGGACAGCACUGUGAGCUGCAGGACCACUGUGCCUCCAUGCCCUGCCGUAAUGGGGCCGAGUGUGAGUCCCUGGGGGACACAUACAAGUGCACAUGUGCGCCAGGGUUUGUGGGACCCUCUUGCUCAGAGGAUAUCGUAGAGUGCAAGGAGGACCCCUGUGAGCAUGGCAGCUGCUUCAACACCCACGGAUCCUACAAAUGUAUGUGCCAUCCUGGCUUCACAGGGCAGAACUGUGAGAACAAGUACAUCCCAUGCAGUCCCUCACCCUGUCUCAAUGAUGGGGAGUGCCUGGAAGUGGAUGCCCUGAGCUACAAGUGUCAGUGCCCCACAGGUUACCGUGGCAAGAACUGUGAGGAGAACAUUGACGAUUGUCCAGGCAACCUGUGCCUGAAUGGGGCGACAUGUGUGGAUGAUAUCAACAGGUACUCAUGUUUGUGUCCACCCACGUACAUGGGGGAGCUGUGCGAGCAAGACGUGGAUGAGUGUGGACAGCGACCCAGUGUGUGCCAGAAUGGCGCCACUUGCACCAACUCCAUCGGUGGCUUCUCCUGCAUCUGUGUUAAUGGCUGGGCUGGCCCUGACUGCAGUGUCAAUAUUGAUGACUGUGCUGGUGCUGCCUGCUUCAAUGGCGCUACGUGCAUCGACAGGGUGGGCAGCUUCUACUGCAGGUGCACGCCGGGAAAAACAGGGCUGCUGUGCCAUUUGGAUGAUGCCUGCACAUCAAACCCCUGCCAUGCUGAUGCAAUCUGUGACACGAGCCCCAUCAAUGGCUCCUACACAUGCUCAUGUGCCAGUGGCUACAAGGGAGUGGACUGCAGUGAGGACAUCAAUGAGUGUGAACAGGGGUCCCCAUGUGAGCAUGAUGGGGACUGUGUGAACACACCAGGCUCUUUUGCGUGCAACUGCACGCAGGGCUUCACAGGGCCACGCUGUGAGACCAACGUGAAUGAGUGCGAGUCACACCCAUGCCAAAAUGAUGGCUCCUGUCUCGACGACCCAGGCACCUUCCGCUGCGUCUGCAUGCCCGGCUUCACGGGUACGCAGUGUGAGAUCGACAUUGAUGAGUGCCAGCUGAAUCCAUGUCUGAAUGGGGGUAUAUGCAAUGAUCUGAUCAACACAUUUCGCUGUGCCUGUGCAAUUGGUUUCACUGGUAACCGCUGUCAGAUUAACAUCGAUGACUGUGAGAGCAACCCGUGUCGAAAUGGUGGCAUCUGUCAUGACUCCAUUGCUGUCUACACAUGCGAGUGUCCACCAGGCUUCACAGGUACCAACUGUGAAACAAACAUAAAUGACUGCCAGAGCUCCCCGUGUCAUCGGGGGGAGUGUAUCGAUGGAGAGAACUCGUUCACUUGCAACUGUCACCCGGGUUUUACUGGCUACCUGUGCCAGACACAGGUCAAUGAAUGUGAGAGUGAUCCCUGCCAGUUUGGUGGACAUUGUGAGGACCUCAUUAAUGGCUACCAGUGCCGUUGCAAGUCGGGCACCACAGGGCCUAACUGUGAGAUCAACAUCAAUGAGUGCUACAGCAAUCCGUGUCGCAAUGGUGCUAAAUGUGUCGAUGGCAUCAACAGGUAUUCAUGCGAUUGUAUCCCUGGGUUCACCGGCCAACACUGUGAAACCAACAUCAAUGAAUGUGCCAGCAAUCCAUGUGCAAAUGGUGGAGUUUGUAUGGAUCUUGUGGAUGGCUUCAAGUGUGAGUGUCCACGUGGAUACUACGAUGCUCGCUGCCUCAGUGAUGUGGACGAAUGUGCUAGUAAUCCCUGCAAGAAUGGAGGAACAUGUGAGGAUGGUGUGAACCAGUUCAUCUGCCGUUGUCUCCCUGGCUAUGGCGGUAAGCAGUGUGAACAGGACAUCGAUGAGUGUGGCUCUAACCCCUGCCAGCAUGGCGGCAUGUGCAACGACCACCUGAAUGCCUAUUCUUGUGAGUGUCUUCCUGGCUACAUGGGUGCAAACUGUGAGACCAAUGUGGAUGACUGUGCCAUAAAUCCUUGUAAAAAUGGGGGAUCCUGCAUUGAUCUUGUUAACGCGUACAAGUGCGUGUGUGAGUUGCCCCAUACCGGGCGAGACUGUCGAGACAAAUUGGAUCCAUGCUCUCCGAAUAGGUGUCACCAUGGAGCCCGCUGUUCUCCAUCCAGCAACUUUCUUGACUUCGCCUGCACCUGUGGUCUGGGCUACACAGGUCGCCUUUGUGACGAGGACGUGGAUGAGUGUGUCGUGUCCUCGCCAUGUCGUAAUGGUGCCACAUGUCGCAACACAAAUGGCUCUUACCACUGUGUGUGCGCAAAGGGCUAUGAGGGUCGGGACUGUGUCAUCAACACUGACGACUGUGCUUCUUUUCCGUGUCAGAAUGGUGGAACAUGCCUGGAUGGGAUUGGUGAUUACACAUGCCUUUGUGUGGAUGGCUUUGGUGGCAAGCAUUGUGAGAUAGACGUGGAUGAAUGUAUUUCGGCUCCAUGUCACAAUGGUGCCACCUGCAACCAAUAUGUCAACUCUUAUACUUGCACGUGCCCAUUGGGUUUCUCAGGCAUCAACUGUCAGACUAAUGAUGAGGACUGUACAGACAGCAGCUGUAUGAAUGGGGGGAAGUGUGUUGAUGGCAUCAACAAUUACACCUGCAUCUGUCAGCCAGGGUACACGGGCUCCAACUGUCAGUACCGCAUCAAUGAAUGUGACAGCCACCCAUGCCUGAAUGGAGCCACAUGUCAUGACCAGAUCAAAUACUACACAUGCCACUGUCCAUAUGGCUACACAGGAAAGCGAUGCGACUCAUAUGUGGAUUGGUGCAGCACAGAGCCAUGCAUGAACCAGGCAACAUGCAAGCAGACAGAGAACACAUACAUGUGCGUGUGUGGGCCUGGUUGGACAGGCAAGGUGUGCGAUGUGGAGAUGGUUUCCUGCAGUGAUGCAGCUAUACGCAAAGGUGUGACGAAGGAGGACCUGUGCAACAAUGGAACAUGUGAGGACAUAGGCAACAGCCAUCGCUGUCACUGUCAAGAUGGCUACACUGGAAGCUACUGCCAGGAUGAGAUCAAUGAGUGUGAGUCUGCACCAUGCCAGAAUGGUGCCACGUGCAAGGACCUGAUUGGCUCAUAUUUCUGCCACUGCACCAAGGGCUUCCAGGGACAAAACUGUGAGCUGAAUGUGGAUGACUGCCAGCCCAACCCAUGCCAAAAUGGGGCCACCUGCCAUGACCUUGUGAGCAACUUCAGCUGCUCCUGUCCACCAGGUGCACUGGGCAUCAUCUGUGACAUCAACGUGGAUGACUGUGUGCCUGGGGCAUGUCACAACAAUGGAACGUGCGUGGACCGUGUUGGGGGGUUUGAGUGCCGCUGCCCACCAGGUUUUGUGGGCCCUCGCUGUGAGGGAGACAUCAAUGAGUGUCUUUCAAACCCAUGUUCAUCACAGGGCACACAAGACUGCGUUCAACUUGUAAACAACUACGUUUGUAACUGCAAGCCUGGCUACAUGGGGCAUCACUGUGAGAUGAAAGUAAACUUCUGUGAGAGCUCUCCUUGCCAGAAUGGAGGUAUCUGCAAUGCAUAUGAGGCGGGACACUCCUGCGUGUGCCGUGAGGGCUUCUAUGGCACAAACUGUGAGUUUUCUGGUUCAGACUGCGACUCCAAUCCCUGCCAAUAUGGUGGUGUGUGCGUGCUUGUGGAUGGAGGUGGUUAUCGGUGCAACUGUCCUUCUGGCACGACAGGAAAGUUCUGUGAACUGGACGCCAGCAACGAGUGUGCCAGUAAUCCGUGCAAGGGUGGGGCACUGUGCCAGGAUCGAUUAGGAGAUUAUGGGUGUCACUGCCCUGACUUUUGGGGUGGAAAGAAUUGUGACAUCUACAACCCUAUCUUCCGUGCAGGGUGGGGCCAUGCCAUGCCUAAGCCAAACCGCAUCCCCACCAACACUAUCGCUGCAAUUGAUUCAGACCUGGAGGAGCAGCGAGCAAAGUGCAUUGCCAAUGGUUGCAGAGAUAAGGCUGGCAACUUGCAGUGCGACGAGGAAUGCUAUACAUACGCAUGCAAUUUUGAUGGAAAUGACUGCUCCCUGGGUAUCAACCCUUGGCGCAACUGUACGGCUCCCAUCAACUGCUGGGAGGUGUUCAUGAACGGGAAGUGUGACAUGGUGUGCAACAACCCACAGUGCUUGUUUGACGGUCGUGAUUGUGAGAAGAGCCUCAGCCCAUGCAAUCCGAUCUACGAUGCAUACUGCCAGAAGCACUAUGCCAAUGGCCACUGCGAUUAUGGCUGCAACAAUGAGGAGUGCAACUGGGACGGCUUGGACUGUGAACUACAGCAGCCCAAGGUUGCAGAGGGCAUGAUUUCCGUAGUGGUGCUGAUGAGCAUGCAGACAUUCCGAGAGAAACUAGUCGCCUUUCUCCGCGAGGUUGGACACCAGCUGCGAACUACUCUCCGUGUGAAGAAGGAUGAACAAGGCAGUGACAUGAUCUACCCAUGGAAACCAUCUGUGCCGGGUGGUCAUGACUCUUUCGUGGGUCCAUCUGGAGUGAUAGCAUAUCUGGAACUGGACAACCGAAAAUGCACUGUUACCGAGGGAGCAGUAUGCUUCCCAACGGCUAAUGAGGCGGCUGACUACAUUGCAGCGACAGCAGCUAGACACUCCCUGGUGUCCUCGUUCCCCAUACAUCAAGUGAGAGGUGUGACUGGACCGUCAGAGCCGGCUGAGGCCACCACAAAUGUGAAGUACGUGUUCAUUGGAGUUGUGCUGGUUCUCUUGGCUGGACUGCUGAUCGGAGUGCUGGUAGCUGCCCACCGGAAACGUGCACAAGGCAUCACAUGGUUCCCUGAAGGAUUCUUCCGCAAUAACAGUGGGCAGCGACGGCAGUCUCGUCGACGGGGACCUGACGGGCAGGAGAUGCGCAACCUAAAUAAGCAGCCUCCUGGGUGCAUUGAUGUGGACAUACCCCCGCAUGCCAUGGGUGGGCAGCAUGGUGGUGGCCCCCAGUGGUCUGAUGAUGAGUCUGACCUGCCCCCUCCCAAGAGAAUUCGUGCUUGUGAGGCUGGUUAUGCAAGUGACCACACAGCCAUCACUGACUAUGAUGAGAGUGAGCCUCGAAUGUGGACCCAGCAGCACCUGGAAGCAGCAGACAUACGACAGAGACCAGAUCCAGCAAUUCUGACUCCCCCAAGCCUGGAUGGAACACAGGAUGUGGAUGUUCGUGGCCCAUGCGGAAUGACACCACUCAUGGUGGCAGCUGUUCGUGGUGGUGGGAUGGACACGGGGGAAGAUGAGGAAGAGGAUGGAACAGCUGCUGUUAUAGCGGACUUGGUAGCUCAAGGUGCUAAACUGAACGCAACAAUGGAUAAGACUGGGGAGACAUCCCUUCAUCUUGCUGCUCGCUAUGCACGAGCAGAUGCAGCUAAGAGACUUCUAGAUGCGGGAGCCGAUGCAAACUCUCAGGAUAAUACUGGCCGAACACCGUUGCAUGCAGCUGUUGCGGCUGAUGCUAUGGGAGUGUUCCAGAUUCUUCUUCGUAACCGAGCCACAAACCUGAAUGCCCGUAUGCAUGAUGGCACUACGCCUCUCAUUCUGGCAGCAAGACUGGCUAUUGAAGGCAUGGUAGAGGAUCUGAUCAAUGCUGAUGCUGACAUCAAUGCUGCUGAUAACUCCACCAAAACAGCGUUGCACUGGGCAGCUGCUGUGAACAAUGUAGAUGCAGUCAACAUCUUGUUGUCACAUGGAGCAAACAGAGAUGCGCAGGAUGACAAGGAUGAGACCCCAUUGUUCCUGGCAGCACGUGAAGGUAGUUACGAAGCCUGCAAGGCACUUCUCGACAACUUUGCAAACCGUGAGAUCACCGACCACAUGGACAGGCUGCCUCGUGAUGUGGCUGGUGAAAGACUGCAUCAUGACAUCGUGCGGUUACUGGACGAACAUGUUCCCAGGAGUCCGCAGUUGGUUACCGUGAUACCCAGUGGGCCCAUCAUAGGCUCUCCUGGCCAUCACCAUCACCUAAUAACACACCCAACAGUAAUAGGUGCUGGUGCCAAACCAUCCAAAUCCAAGAAGCGGCCAAAGGCUGGCACUAUCAGUGGCGGACUGAUAGGAGCGACUGGUAACUCUCCCACUAGCCCUGACGUAGAGGGGACAGUGGUGACAGUGCGCCGGAAACCUAGUGUUAAGAAGAGCAACAAGAAACCAGGGACACAGGCCCCACCAGAGCCGCCUCAUGGUGUUCAGAGUGUGGAGAGUGUGGCAUCACCUGUCACCUCUCUUGAAUCCCCACGCACAGUUGGCAGCUUGAGCACAACAGAUGGAACGCCAAGCCCCUAUGACAGCUCUCUAUACAGCAAUGGCGGCCUCAACCUGGCUCAGCUCCAUCAUGCUGGGCUGGAUGGGGGCAGUGGGCUUAUGGGCAAGCAGCCCCCAUCUUAUGAGGAUUGCAUCAAAGGAGCUACCUCCAUGCAGAGCCUGCAUAACAUCGGUAUGGACUCAUACGGGGGAGGGAACUAUGGAGGUCUGCCUGUGUUUCACGAGCAGGGACUGCCCCAGCAACAUGGCCGGCAGACUUCACUCCCCCUCAGCAUUCCAUCGCAGCCACAGAUGCAGCAGAUGCAGCACCCCAACACAUUAUCUCCCCCCUACAGCAACCAGCAGUCCCCACCCCACAGCGUAAACUCCAGCCUUACCAUGUCUCCUCCCACCAGCUACAUGGGGUCCCCGUCCCCUGCGAAGUCACGACCCUCACUUCCCACCUCUCCCACACACAUUGCAGCCAUGAGGGCUGCGACCCACCAGAAACAUGGGGGCAUCCCACAGCAGCAGCAGUUAGUCAUGGGCUUCGACUUCUCAGCUUCAGCAGAGGUCCCACUGGGAUAUGGCGCAUCACAGCAGUUGGCAAACCUGCAGCUGCAGCAGCCAAUGGGUGCUGGAGGUGUCAGCAAUCAGCAGCAACAGCAACAGCAGCAGCAGCAGCAACAACAGCAGCAGCAACCGCAGCAGCAGCAGAAUGCAAACUACUAUCACUACCUCACACCUCCCAGCCAGCACUCGCAGAACCCAGAGGCAACACCUCAGCACUACAUCCAGGCACCAGAGAACUUCCCUACACCUUCUCCAGAAUCUCCUGGACAUUGGUCCUCAUCCUCACCACAUUCCAACUCUGAUUGGUCAGAAGGAAUUCACAGUCCAGUGGCAAAUGCUUAUGUGGCAAGCAGUCAGCACCAGAAACAAGCGGAAGCCAUCUAUAUUUAGUGUUGUGAACUGUUGUACAAAUCAUUUUGUUAACACACAGAUGUUCUUGCAUGUCACUCCGUGGACCAGUUUUUAUCUGUGAUUGUUUCUGCAGGACCAAACUCCACAAUCAGAAUGUGCCUUACACCUUGCCAGGAGUGGCAGACCCAAGUGCCUUCAUGUGAGACGCUAUUUUACUUGUAGUAGUUUUUGCCAUCAGUGUAAAUAGUUUUAUUAUUUUUGUGUACAAAACUCUUAGUGAGUAGCUUUGUGGGCAGCCUGUACUUACACUGUUAUGGGCUGGUUUCUAUGUUGUAGUGUAAUUCUAUAUUAAGUUCAUGCUGGCAGUUGCUGGAUGACAUACUCAAAGCAGAGCUCACAGUGUAGGUGCAAGCAGAGGCCAUGAUAUUGUGAUGCAAGUUUGUAACAUUUACUGGGAAGGAAGUGCCUUUAUUAAACAAAUGUAAAUUUGUUAUUCAGGUUGUGCGUUUUGAUAAAAUCGCUUACAUAUUCAUGAUACCCAGUUUUUUUUUCCAAGUCUGCAAAAUCGUCAUUAGCUGUUGAUGAAAUGAUAAGACAAAGAACAGUGUUCAUCUUAAUGUGUGGUGUCAUAGAUACCAAAAUUUAAAUGAAAGGCAUCUUCUUUUUUUGGUAAAUGUGACGGUGAAUAGUAGGUGCCAGAAGUUUGUAAUGUUGGUGGGUGGCCCCCCACCAUUCUAUGCGAUCAUGAUCCAGAACACUGUGAUAGCAGUUUGUAUCAAAAUUAAUCAUGACAUUUUUAGCGUUUAUUAUUUAUUGUUCAGGUCACAAAGAAGUCUCAGAAGAAGCAAUAAGUAAUCAAAUAUUAUUCUUGCCUGUUGGAUUCUACUGUCUACUGUGUAAAAAGUACUAAAUAAGUUUUGUUUUGAAGGUACGACCCCCUUUAUGGGGGGCCUCUGCUCAUAAGGCAUAAGUGUAUUUUAGAGAACUAUAUUAUAAUUAAAAUGUAUUUCUAGAAUG